Molecule: messenger RNA, 1477 nt
Organism: Pocillopora damicornis (cauliflower coral)
Lineage: Eukaryota; Metazoa; Cnidaria; Anthozoa; Scleractinia; Pocilloporidae
Biological process (GO): nucleocytoplasmic transport; activation of GTPase activity
Cellular component (GO): nucleus; cytosol; perinuclear region of cytoplasm
Molecular function (GO): GTPase activator activity; small GTPase binding
Source: RefSeq, a predicted model, not a curated record
GUAAGUACUAAAAUAGUUUGUCUUUUCGUGUCCUUCAUGAUAGCAUUAGAGAGCGCCAUGUAUCCGACCAUUAGAUCAGGACUGGCGAAGUUUGAUGUUAGUUUACCCGAGGAACUCCAAGACUAUGUCAGUUACUUAUUAGAUGAGUCAGCUAAACUUCACUUACGCAAGCAAGUACUUCAACCACCUCGUGCCUUAGAGGAACUACGAGUAGCAAUGGAUAAAGACGAAUUGAAAACAUUCCUUACUAUUCACAUCAGAGAAGGUGCAUGGCAGGUGGUGCUGCUGUUUACGGAUGAGCUCUCUAUACAUGAACCACCAUGGGGCAGCCAUCAUGAAAUUUAUAAUAAGGACGAGGACGAGGAGGUGUUUAUUGAAGUGAUAUACAGUUCGACGUCAGGCAUAUUGAAGGCGUGGCCAACAGAGUUCGACCCUGGUUUGGUAGCGCUGUGUAAAGCGAUCACCAACAGGGACUGGAAAGUAACCAGAUUAAUUCUCGCUUACAGUCGGAUAUCUGAUGAAGGUUUGAAGAACUUAAGUACAGCGCUUACUCAGGGUGAACUUUACAGCUUGACACUGUAUGACAUUGGUUUACAAAGUCAAGGAUUAGAACACCUGUGUACCGCGCUAACCAGCGUAAACUGCAGAUUAACAAACUUAGACGUCAGUUACAAUGAUUUGGGAGACGUAGGAAUAAUGCAAUUGUGUAACGCGCUAGCCAGCGUUAACUGCAGAUUAACAAGCUUAAACGUCAGUUGCAAUAAGUGGGGAGACAAUGGAGGAAUGCACUUGUGUAACGCGCUAACCAGCGUUAAUUGCAGAUUAACAAGUUUAAACGUCAAUGAAAAUCAGUUGGGAGACAACGGACUGAAACACUUGUGUGAUGCACUGACCAGCAGUAACUGUGCUUUAACGAAAUUAAAAGUCGGUUUUAAUAGACUAGAAGAUGGAGGAAUCAAAGAAUUGUCUGAAGUCUUAAUCAACGGAUUCUGUACAUUAACAAGCUUAGACAUAAGCGGCAAUGAAUUUGGAGAUGAGGGAAUCAAGUACCUGUGUAAGGUCUUGACUGAUACCAACUGCAAACUACAGAGCUUAAACCUUCAGGGAAAUCGGUAUGUAACAGAUGAUGGAAAAAAAUGUUUGUCUCAAAUGUUAACUGGUACUGCCUGGAAAGAUAAAGGAGCUCUACGACUUUUCCGUUCAACUAAAAAGUAGACCAAGGAACAGGUCAGUGGCACAAAGCCCUGACAGGUUCCUCCUGUUACGUUUCGCUUGACAUGAAACAAAUUCCAUUUUUAUGAAUGACAACUUGAAGAUUAUUGUUCAAGGUGAUUAAUUAGAUAGCUGACCUGCUAGUCACUAUCACUUGUUGAACGGAGUAGUAAAAUUGAUCAGCAGUGAGGCAGUCGAAACAUCGCGAUCAAGAAUCGAGAAAUGACUCGCCAUCAUGACACAAACGAUUAUUUAACGUUCAUUA